AUCCCGCUCCGAUCCUGGAUCUGCGCUGUGUCACAUGCCGAGACAGCGGACGGCGGCCGGGUGCUGACAGGUGGCCCCGCCCCUCCGUCUACUUUAGCCCUUCUCGUUUACUCUCCUGCUCCUGGAGCUCAGGACCCACAGUCACCUCCAAAUCGCCAUGAUCUGCGCCAGGGCGACCCUCGGGGGCGUGCGCCCCAUCCUCGGGCUCAGGCGCGUGCACACGGCGAGCUCGUUCCGCGCGCCCAUCAAGGCGGGGGAGCGGAUUCCGGCUGUCGAGGUGCAGGACGGCGAUCCGGGCAAGAAGGUGUCCAUGGACCAGCUCUUCAAGGGCAAGAGAGGCAUCCUGUUCGCUGUGCCCGGGGCCUUCACUCCCGGCUGCUCUAAGACGCACCUUCCCGGCUUUGUGCAGCAGGCGGCGCAGCUGAGGAGCAAGGGCGUGCAGGAGGUGGCGUGCGUCUCCGUCAACGACGCGUUCGUCAUGGCCGCCUGGGGCAAGCAGCAUGGCGCCGAGGGCAAGGUCCGAAUGCUGGCCGAUCCCACUGGAGCGUUCACGAAGGCGAUGGAUCUGCUUCUGGACAAUGACCAGAUCGUACAGGUGCUCGGCAACAAGAGGUCCAAGAGGUACGCGGCGCUGGUGGAGGACGGAGUCGUCAAGAAGAUCCACGUGGAGCCAGACGGAACCGGUCUCACGUGCAGCCUGGCCUCGAACAUCCUGUCCGAGCUGUCGUAAAGGAGCCCCCCCAACCCCCACCCCGCUCACAGCCUCACACACACACCCACCCGUUUGAGUUACAGCCUCUGCACUACUUCAGUACCUUUUCAUGUCCUUCCAAUUAAUUUGUGGCUAUAAUAUUUAUACCAAUAGAAAAAUUUGAAAAUAUUCAGCUUCGCAGUAAGCUCAGUCAAGUGUUUCAGGAUGCAAGAUUGUAAUAUAGUGCAAUACAACAAAGAUGUGCACAAUAAUGAAUUAUACUGUGCUCUGUACUAUACUCUGCUUUCUAAGGUUUUCCAUACAUACCUUCUAGCAAUGUCCUAAUAAAUUAAAUUU
This is a messenger RNA of Scleropages formosus (Asian bonytongue), 1048 nucleotides long. Its product is annotated as peroxiredoxin-5, mitochondrial-like. The coding region runs from base 158 to 730 and encodes 190 amino acids. The record is from RefSeq and is a predicted model, not a curated record. Gene Ontology annotation, biological process: cell redox homeostasis; cellular response to oxidative stress; hydrogen peroxide catabolic process. The transcript is spliced from 6 exons. Gene Ontology annotation, molecular function: thioredoxin peroxidase activity. NCBI's taxonomy places the organism in Eukaryota, Metazoa, Chordata, Actinopteri, Osteoglossiformes, Osteoglossidae. Gene Ontology annotation, cellular component: peroxisome; mitochondrion; cytoplasm.